Messenger RNA from Adineta steineri, 579 nucleotides. NCBI's taxonomy places the organism in Eukaryota, Metazoa, Rotifera, Eurotatoria, Adinetida, Adinetidae. The record is from the annotation of a GenBank genome assembly.
AUGAAUACAAUUAAAUGUGUUAUUGUUGGCGAUGGAACUGUUGGAAAAACUGCGCUUUUAAUUACAUAUACGAGUAAUAAAUUUCCUACAGACUAUAUACCAACUGUAUUCGAAAACUAUACAACAGCAAUAAUGAUGAAUGGUUCACCCUAUGCUCUUAACCUCUUUGAUACAGCUGGUCAACAAGCAUAUGAUCGUCUCAGACCACUAGCUUAUCCAGGAACAGAUAUCUUUAUUAUUUGCUUCUCAGUUAUUUCACAAGAUUCUCUAAGGAAUGUUCGUGAAGAGUGGGUCAAAGAAGUUUCUCAUUAUUGUCCCGGUACACCUUUUAUUCUAGUUGGCACAAAAAUUGACUUACGUAACGAUACAAAAACAAUAGAAGACCUUCAGAAGAAACAACAAAAGCCAGUUACCUUUGCUGAGGGUGAAACAUUCGCUAAGGAAGUGAAAGCCGCAAAAUAUUUAGAAUGCAGCGCACGUACACAAGAAGGACUGAAAAAUGUUUUCGACGAAAUUAUAGUUGUUUCACAGGGUAAAGUCAAACUUCCGAAAAAGUCACGCAAAUGUGAAAUACUCUAG